AUGAGUAUCUACAGUUUCCUGAUUGCAGUCCGAUCAGAUGGUCAGCAACUGAUGUCCGACACUGGCGAGACCACCUCUCACUUGAUGGGAAUGUUCUACCGAACUUUGCGCAUUGUCGACAAUGGCAUCAAGCCGCUCUACGUCUUCGAUGGAGCUCCUCCUAAAUUGAAGUCGGGUGAAUUAGCGAAGCGUUUCGCUCGAAAGAAUGAGGCAAACGAGCAACACGAGGAGGCGAAAGAGACAGGCACUGCAGAAGAAGUCGAGAAAUUCUCCCGGCGUACUGUCAGAGUCACCAGAGAACACAAUGAAGAAUGUCGAAAACUACUCAAGUUGAUGGGAGUUCCGUACAUCAUUGCACCCACAGAGGCCGAGGCUCAAUGCGCGGUUCUGGCACGCGCUGGCAAAGUGUAUGCUGCAGCCUCGGAGGACAUGGAUACCCUGUGCUUCAAUGCGCCUAUCCUGCUUCGCCAUUUGACUUUCAGUGAACAGCGGAAAGAGCCUAUUCAGGAAAUCCACCUUGACAAGGCAUUGGCAGGUCUUGACAUGGACAGAAAUCAGUUCAUCGAUAUGUGUAUCCUUCUAGGAUGCGACUACGUAGAUCCAGUGCCCAAGGUUGGCCCAAACACGGCAUUGAAGCUCAUCCGAGAACAUGGCUCCCUGGAAAAGGUUGUGGAAUUUAUGGAAAAUGACCCGAAGAAGCGCUAUGUGAUUCCCGAGGAUUGGCCAUACAAGGACGCGAGAGAGCUGUUCCUCAAUCCAGAUGUCCGAGCAGCGGACCAUCCGGAAUGUGAUUUCAAAUGGGAAGCGCCUGAUGUGGAGGGUCUUGUUCAGUUCCUGGUGACCGAGAAAGGCUUCAGUGAAGACCGGGUCCGAAGUGCAGCCCAGAAGUUACAAAAGAACGUCAAGACGGCACAGCAGUCUAGACUGGAAGGAUUUUUCAAAACGGUGCCCAAGACGGAAGCAGAAAAGAAAGACUUGAAGCGCAAACACGAGGAGAAGAUUGCGGAGGCAAAGAAGAAAAAGAAAGAAGACGCAAAGUCCAAGAAGGAGACCAAGGCCAAGCCUCACGCCUAA
This is a messenger RNA of Exophiala aquamarina CBS 119918, 1074 nucleotides long. Its product is annotated as flap endonuclease 1. The transcript has 2 exons. Gene Ontology annotation, cellular component: nucleus; cytoplasm. Gene Ontology annotation, molecular function: DNA binding; 5'-3' exonuclease activity; 5'-flap endonuclease activity. The record is from RefSeq and is a predicted model, not a curated record. NCBI's taxonomy places the organism in Eukaryota, Fungi, Ascomycota, Eurotiomycetes, Chaetothyriales, Herpotrichiellaceae. Bases 1 to 1074 code for a protein of 357 amino acids.